UAUGACACUUUAAUAUCUGGUGGAUCUACUUCUAGAAAAUAAAACCAGCAGUGUUACAGCUUCAUGAACAUUGGCAGUGAAAGAAGCUCUUCUGUACGAAAUAAUCUGCUACCCGAGACGUGCUGAUUUCAGAUAAGGUGCCCAGCUCUUUUCCUCCCAAGUGAGAAGGACAAAGUGGAGAAGAGGCCAGCCGCGGGCGGGACAGCGGAAGCCUGGGCGGCGCCACAGGGACGCCCGCAGGAAGGCGAUGGCGGCGAUGGCGGCGAUGGCGGCGGCCGGCUCCUCGGGCCCGCGGGCCUUUUCCGCGGCCUGGGCCUUCUCCACCUACCAGCCCUUCGAGCCCCGGGCGUGGGGCCUCAGCCCGGGCUGGCGGCUGACGGGCUUCUCGGGCCUGAAGGGCUGAGGCUGCAAGGUCCCGCAGGAGGCGCUGCUCAAGCUCCUGGCGGGACUGAGGUGGCCCCCACCGGGCCGCGGCCUUGGAGAGGUGGCCCGGAGAGCCGGAGACGCGGCCUCCCCAGCCCUGGGCAUCGGGCUGGACGCCUGCGUCAUCCCCUUGAGGCACAGGGGCCUGUCCCUGGUGCAGACCACCGACUUCUUCUACCCCUUGGUGGAAGAUCCCUACAUGAUGGGGCGCAUAGCUUGCGCCAACGUGCUGAGUGACCUCUACGCCAUGGGCAUCACCGAAUGCGACAACAUGUUGAUGUUGCUCAGCGUCAGCCAGAAGAUGAGUGAGGAGGAACGGGAAAAGAUAACGCCGCUCAUGAUCAAGGGCUUCCGGGACGCCGCCGAGGAAGGAGGGACUGCGGUGACGGGCGGGCAGACGGUGGCCAACCCCUGGAUCAUCAUCGGUGGAGUCGCCACAGUGGUAUGCCAGCCAAAUGAUUUCAUAAUGCCUGACGGUGCUGUCGUGGGGGAUGUGCUCGUGUUAACCAAGCCCUUAGGCACCCAGGUCGCUGUCAAUGCCCACCAAUGGCUGGAUAACCCUGAAAGGUGGAGCAAAGUGAAGACGGUGGUCUCCAGACAAGAGGUGGAGCUGGCCUAUCAGGAAGCCAUGUUCAAUAUGGCUACUCUCAACAGAACUGCGGCUGGGCUAAUGCACUCAUUUAACGCCCAUGCCGCCACAGACAUCACAGGCUUUGGCAUUCUUGGGCACGCUCAGAGCCUUGCGAAACAACAGAGAAAUGAAGUAUCCUUUGUCAUUCAUAAUCUCCCCAUCCUUGCCAAGAUGGCUGCGGUCAGCAAGGCCACUGGGCAGUCUGGGCUCCUUCAAGGAACCUCAGCUGAAACCUCUGGGGGAUUGCUGAUUUGUCUGCCAAGAGACCAGGCAGCUCACUUCUGUUCUGAAAUCAAGUCUUCCAAGUAUGGAGGGGUUCACCAAGCAUGGAUCGUUGGCAUUGUGGAAAAGGGAAACCGGACAGCCCGGAUCAUUGACAAGCCUCGAGUUAUUGAAGUCCCACCUCGUGGGGCCACUGCUACUGUUUUCACUCUUGACAAUUCUAGUGCCUCCUCGGAGCCACCUCAUGACAUGAAAUGGCAGAAGUUGUUUGGGCCUUAGAGCCUUUGUACACAAUUGUGGACAAUUCUCAAGAGUUAAUUUUAAGAAAUUGCCUAAGAAGGUUGCCUGCAUAGUGGGUCCAGCUUCCCUUUCUAGGUGAUUUGAAUCAGCCCGUCAAAAGCUGCCUUUGUGUACAUUCCAAGGCCAGAAGUAGCAUUUUGAACUUUGGGGGGACAUUUGUUCAUCUAUGGGUAAAAGAGGAGCAGAAAAACCUGUUUCCUCUUUCCAAAGUAAGAUGAGGUUAUUCCGGUUUGAGGGAUUUUUCUUUGCAUUGGGUUGAUUCACUUCUGCAUAGACGGUGAGAUUAUUAAAAGUGCAUACCCACAUGAAAAAAGUAAAUUGCAAAAUGAAAAAAAUUUAGAUCAGAAGCAAAUGAGUUUGAACCAAUACUGCUGAGAAAUCUAAAUUACUAAGAGAGAUCUGAUAAUGUAAUGUCUAAUUCUUUAUUAGAUUUUUCUGAAGUACUGGCUCUUUCCUGCUCUGGGCAAGAAUUGAGCAGCUUGUCCAGCGACUGGGAAAGGAGGGCCUGCCACCAUCCGACUUGGCCUCUGUUAAUGACGCCUCUCCUUCCAACCCCAUUAAGGACAGGGAGAGGCAGAGCAAAACAAGAGCCCAGGUGUUGGUGGUCAUUACCAUGUUAAAUCUUGUGCUGACAAUUUCUGGUGAUUUAAUCAAUAAAGAGUAAUUUCUAGCUAAAAAUAAUCUCACCCAUUUUGGAACACGGAACCCUCCAACUAUCCUCCUUUUCCUUCCAACGGUUGCUUCUCAUUCUCUCCAUGUGUG
Microcebus murinus (gray mouse lemur) is the source of this 2338-nucleotide messenger RNA. The record is from RefSeq and is a predicted model, not a curated record. NCBI's taxonomy places the organism in Eukaryota, Metazoa, Chordata, Mammalia, Primates, Cheirogaleidae.